Molecule: messenger RNA, 939 nt
Organism: Linnemannia hyalina
Lineage: Eukaryota; Fungi; Mortierellomycota; Mortierellomycetes; Mortierellales; Mortierellaceae
Source: the annotation of a GenBank genome assembly
AUGCUGGACACUGGACGCACAACAUUGGGCCCGAGCACUCGCCCUGGAAUACCUCUGCCUCCCAGAAAACCAUGGCGGAAACUUUUAUAUGUCAAGCAGGACUACCCCGAUAACUACGUCGACGAUACAUUCCUGGAGGAGCUGCAAAAGAAUGCCAAUGUACGGCACUACGAGUACUGGUCGGUCGUACUAGAGUCCACCAUCAUCGGUCAACAUAUCUCGUCGAUCGUCAUCUUUGUCGCCAUCUUCAUCUAUCUCUACCUGGGAAUGCUCAGCUCACACGCCCUAAUCACCAUUGGAACCGCUGGAUCGGCAAUUGGUUAUGGCUUCUGGGAUUGGAGCAACACUAUGCUGACCCCCGACUCCAACUUCCAAAGAAGGAAGAUAUUCAAAGGAGCAGCACUCUUCUUCUUGACACUUCUGGGACUUACUCCGAUUCUCAAGACAUUGACAGAAAAGACAUCAGAGGAUACCAUCUGGGCGUUGACAGUGAUCCUAUUUCUAGCCAACUUGGCCUUUCACGACUAUGGGAGCGGGAACCGACGCAACAUCAAAUACCCAGGAUCCCUCUCGACCAAUGCAGCCAUUUUUGCGUCUGUGGUCCUGGCAUCACGCUUCAAGACCAACCUGCAUGUCUUUGGACUCAUGUCCUUUGCUGUUGAGUGGUUCGCUCUCUUUCCAAUGCUUCGGCGGCAAAUCCGGAGUAUAUCCAGCAGAGGAAACUUGGCGCUGACGAUAGUCCUAUUCUUGACGGCGACGACAUUGUUCAGUCAGAUUUCACCGGCCAUUGUCGUCAUCUACAUUCUAGGCAUGAUAUUCUUGACCUUUGUCUGCCCAUCCUGGCUCAUUUGGAUCCAGCGCUACAAAAAUGAGAUUCAUGGUCCCUGGGACGAGGCGAGACCCAAGAUUCUUCAUGGCCGGUCGUUUGACUACAAUUAA